Myripristis murdjan (pinecone soldierfish) is the source of this 3973-nucleotide messenger RNA. RefSeq names its product rhotekin 2 (gene rtkn2). Gene Ontology annotation, biological process: positive regulation of cell population proliferation; hemopoiesis; signal transduction. NCBI's taxonomy places the organism in Eukaryota, Metazoa, Chordata, Actinopteri, Holocentriformes, Holocentridae. Bases 1 to 2055 code for a protein of 684 amino acids. The transcript has 12 exons. The record is from RefSeq and is a predicted model, not a curated record.
AUGGACGAGCCGCGGGAUGUUCAAAUUUUCCGGCGAAACGGGAGCUCCAGGUCGUCGAUAUCAUCCGGCUCUGCCCUGGCCAUGGAGAUCAAAAGGAAGAAAAUACGACAGAGUACCUUAUUUCAGCAAACCGAGGACACCAACAUCCAGGAGAAGCUGGACUUUGAGAUGCGGAUGCGCGAGGGGGCGUACAAGCUGCUGCUGGCCUGCACCAAGAGAGAACAGGUGCUCAACGCCUCCAAGAACCUGCUGACCUGCAACACCAGAAUCAAGGCUUACCUCACCCAGCUGCAGAAGAAGAAGGAGGAGCAGGACAUCAUCGGAGCAGCGAGGAGACUUUCAGGUACAGAGGACCGUUUACCCUGUAAUGGGAAGGUUGCAAUUUCUGGGCUGCGAAUUCCUUUGAUGUGGAAGGACUCAGACCACUUCAACAACAGAGGGAGCUCUCGCCGGGUGGCGGUCUUCUGUCUGAUGCAGAUCGGCUCCGAGGUGUUUGAUACUGAGAUGGUGGUGGUGGACAGAUCAGUCACUGACAUUUGCUUUGAGGGAAUCACCAUAUUCAAUGAGGCAGUGCCCCAGUUUGAGCUGAGGGUGGAGCUGUGGAGCUGUGCUGUGGAGGAAGAGCUCACCCUCUCCAAUACACCGAAGAAACUGGCCAAGAAGCUCCGAAACUCUUUUGGCAAAGCUGGCGGGAAGAAGCUCUGCCCUCUGCUGGACACUCCAGACCCCGACACCUUCCUGCAGUGCAACCCAAUACCCUGUGGAGCCAAGUACAGCCUGCUGGCCUCCACUAAACUGUGUCUGCCCCAGGCUGAAGGCAGCUUCCAGUCUCACUCCCUCAUUGUCCUCCAAGACGCUGACUGGUCGUCGUGGCUGCCACUUUACGGCAACCUCUGCUGCCGACUGGUGGCCCAGCCCGCCUGCAUGACACAGAGCAUGAUGACCGGCUACCUGAGCCAGAGGCAAAGUGUGCAGGGAGUGUACCGUUGCUGCACGCUGUACUGCGUGCUGAGCGCCGGCACUUUGUCCUGCUACUUCACCCCAGAAGAAAUUGACGCAAAAGUGGAGCCUUCCAUGAAUAUACCCAUCAACAAGGACACACGAAUCCGUGUGAUGGAGAAGGACCCGGCAGGCCAGAGGUGCAGCAGUCUGUCCAUCAUCAACCCUUCAUCAGAAGGAGCUCAGACCAUCGUCUUCACCACAGGCACCAGGGAGGAGCUGGAGGACUGGGUGGAUGCCUUCCACCAGCACUUCUAUGACCAGAGCCAGUGGCUGCACUGCUGUGACCAGCUGAUGAAGAUCGAGGUUGCAUCACCAAGGAAACCACCCCUCUUCCUCACCAAGCAGGCCGACUCUGUUUACAACGAGCUCAGUAUAAAUUCCCCUGGCAAGUUUGAGAGCAUCACAGACAUUAUUCACAACAAAAUUGAGGAGACGGAUGGCCGCUUUCUCAUUGGUCAGGAAGAGGAGAAGGAGACACCUAAUUGGUCCACACUUUUUGAUGGAUCCCAUCCAAUUGUAGUGCAGAGGAGUAUUCUGUCUCCAAGCAAAAGCUCCACCCCUAUCUCUAGCCCCAACUCUGCCAGCAAAAAGCGCCGUGCCCCUCCUCCCCCCUCUGACAAACAGCCUUAUGCCCCGCCCACUCGUCCGGCCAGACCUCCCCUCCCUGCCUCGGUCCAUCGUCCUCCUCUGUCCCAGCAGGAGAAGGAGAACAGCAGUGCUUGCACUUCACGUCCUGCCACAAGGUCCAAAACUGGCAGGCCAUCUUUGGAUGCCAAAUUCUCUGCCAUUAUCCAGCAGCUUCAAAGGAACAACGCAGGAGCGGGGGCCCUCAGCCGUAAAAAUGCUCCUCUGGGCCACCUUGACGUGCAACCGCAAGGUCAGCAGCAGCACCUUUUCCAGGAACUGGAGUACCAGAACCACCACACCCAGACCCCCGAAGCCAAGGCUGCACACGGGUACUUAAAGCCCAGCCUUGGUCUCGGUCCAGUCCCGGCUCCCAGGAACAAACUGAGGAAGUCCUUCAGAGAGAAGAUCAACCCCAAAGCCUGGUAAUCUAGACCUUUGGGUGCCAGAGAGUUCUCUAGGUUUAACCUUCUAACCAGUGACCACUAACAAAAAAAUCAGACCAACUUUAAGAACUUACUUCAAGGUUCUCAUCUGGCUGGUUGUCCCCACUUCUAGAACCUCUUCGCGAGCAGCUAAUCCAUAGAUGAUUUGAGAGCUGUAUGUUCACUUUGCUCACCACCGUCAACAAUCCCACCAGAAUGGAAAGGCUUAUUUCUCCGCUCUGCCACUGAAACAUGGACCAAAGAAAAAGCCUUUGCAAAAGCACUCAAAUUGGAAUUGAUCCACAGGCACAGUCACUCCUUUUGAAACUAUUGACUUACUCCACUUACUGUGACAACUUCAUGACCACUUUAGUUGAUUUUUAAGGGAACAGAAUUUUAGAACCAAUACUGGGCACUAAUGUAACUUGUCCAUUUCCCAGAGGUCUUGCUAAUGGAGUGACCUUGGGUUUUCAGGAGCUAUACACUAUUUCCAGCAUAAUUUAACAUUGCAGUCCAUAAACGCUGUUAACAUGAUUGUAUAAAUGAAUCUGGAGUCUUUUGAGUAGCUCAGAUAAUGAAUGUCCUUGUGUGCUUUGGACAUAUCAUCAUACUGCCAACCACUAGAUAGUCCAACCACUUACUGUCACUUGCUGAGGAGAGGUCUUCAUAAUUACUCUGAGUGUACAAAAUAUUAGCUCCAGUUGCUUUCUCUGUGAAAUUGCCUGACCAGGUAAACCAUGAUGAAAGCUAAAAUCCCAUUUUGUUUAGUUUUUUUUUUUUUUCCCCUUUUAAUUCACCCUGUAAAUCCUGUCCAGUUAUUUGGGGCGAUGGGGGGUUGAUGUAGAUGGGUGGAAGGCUGAUUAAACAAGCAUUUUGUAUAAGCCUUAAAGGAAUCGAGAAAUGUAUUGUACAAAACGAGAAGGAGCUUAAUAUUGACAACAUGUUCCAAAUGUUUCAUGUGCUCAGAGUUUAUUACUAUGUUAUGUUCGCAUGGGCAAAUCAGUCACUUUAGUAUAGAGACAUGCAGCUAUAAAAACAUUCAGAGUAAUGGCAGAAUAUGCUUAAUGGAAGGUUGUAAGCUUGCGCUGCAUGAUUAUGGCUAAAAUGAUUGUCGUAAAUAUUUUGCUCGAUCUUGGGAUGGCAUUUACUAAAUUGCACUUUCCGCGUCGUACAUCAACAUCUCAACUAUUUUCAGUUACAAUGCUCAUUCUAAAGGAGAUUAAAUUGUUUCUGUAUGGCUGGUUUAUAAAUUGUGGUGAAAGAUAAAAUUUCUCUAUGAGAUUACACACGAUUAAUUGUGCAGGCCAAGCUAAAACUGUUGUAGUGUAACCACUAUUGGAUAGGCUGCUUCUGUGGAAAUGUUGUGAAGCUCAUCUCCGAAUGUAGCACAAGAAAAAAUGUGUUCCAGUGAAACCUGCCAGUGAGUUAAAAAAAAUUAAAUAAAUAAAUCUAGAGCUGCCUGACAGAUAAACAAGGACUGAACACUUUCACUUUGAUCAGAGCAAAGCUAAUGCACAGUUCUCUGUAUUUUGAGCCAAUUUUAAAUGCAUUUACUACAUCUCAUUUGUUAAAAAUAUGUGGUAUGUUUUUCAUUUUAGAGUACCCGUAACAGAUUUUGUAGAAAUAUUUUCAAUUGUAGAUUUUGUAUUUUUAAUUAAAACUGAGGUGUAAUUCCUUUUUUGUUUAAUACUGACAUAUGUGAAUUGUUAUUCCUACAGCAUAUCAAUUAAUUGUACAUACUAAUAAGUUGUUGUACAUUAAUAGUUAUUUCUGUACAGUGCCAUAUACAAAAAUACAGUAGUUUUUUUUUGUCCAACGUGCAAUUUUCUUCUCCCAGUUGACUUUUAUCUAGGAAGCUAACUGUAUUUUUUAUUUUUUAUUUUAUUUUAUCGCUGAUCUGCAAUAAAAUGCUCUACAUUCUG